Musca domestica (house fly) is the source of this 1838-nucleotide messenger RNA. RefSeq lists its product as uncharacterized. Lineage: Eukaryota; Metazoa; Arthropoda; Insecta; Diptera; Muscidae. The record is from RefSeq and is a predicted model, not a curated record. The transcript has 2 exons. Bases 642 to 1835 code for a protein of 397 amino acids. Gene Ontology annotation, molecular function: zinc ion binding; nucleic acid binding.
AUAACUUUAGAUUUAAGUUAAUUUAGAUGAAUUCCGUUAAUUUAAGAAUUUGAAUUGUAACGUAAAUUUCUACUACGCAGUUUAUUUGAAUAACUUCACAACAACAACUACUGUAUAGAUUUUUCUACAUCCUUCCAUUUCCUCUUUCAUUUUCUAUUUUGUUGCUGACGUACAAUUCUUGUUAAACGUCAUCAUUGAUGAUCGCUUAAUUCCUCUUUCUUUGUUACCCCCUCGCCUGUGUAUGUGUUGUUGUUAUUGUUCACUCAAUGUAAGUUUGUAUGUGUUGUUGUUAUUGUUCACUCAAUGUAAGUUUGUAUGUGUUCGUUGCAUUGGUAGAUUGUUCAUAAUCUAGGCGUUACCAGAUCGUCUAGAAACUUCUGUAGCGACAGGCGAGGCUCAUAUAAAUAGGGGAAAUGGAAAGGCAGUUAGUCAGUUGUGAAUCAGAUCGCGAAUUGAAACCGUCGAGUAAAGUGCAAAGUAAAGUUGUGUGAAUAAAAUCAUUGUAAUAAUCGUAAUCCGAAAGAACCCGCGUUUUAUUUGGUACGAGCUGUAUUGGGAAAUAAAACAACGUCUACACGGGAUUAAGUAAAAUCCAAGAACGUAACAAUUGGUGUCAGAAGUGGGAUUACGAUAAUACUACGAUGAAGUUUAAGGAUCUACGAGUGGAAGACUUGAAGAAGGAACUUAAUAAAUUGGAAUUGUCCUCUACUGGCAACAAGGCUGAACUACAAAAACGUCUGUUGGAUGAGUUCGAGCGCCGUGGUAUGAACAUCGAUACAUAUGAGUUUGACAGUAAGGAUGAAGUGGAUUUAUCGGAAAUGGGCGAAUCCAACGGUGGGGAAGUCUCGUCAGUAGCUGCCAGGGGUGACGAUUUCAGAGAAAUGCUAGCCAAAAUGUUUGAGGAAAAUUUCAGAAGGUUCGAAGAAAAUUCAAGAAUAACGAACGAGAAACUCGAGUACAUUGCAGAAGUUAUUGGAAGGAGAGUGGAAACCGUGGAGGUCCAAAUUAAAGAGUUGGAUAAGAAAGUGCAGUCGGUUGACGAGAAAUUUCUGUCCCACGACCAUAGGGUUACAAAUCUGGAGAAGAAAAUUUCGGAACUGGAAAUCAAAGGUGGUCCGGUGCGAGUUCCUGAUAACACACUAAAAAUCAAACCUCCUGUAUUCGACGGCUCUACGUCAUUCAAUGUUUUCAAGUUACAGUUCGAGACAGCGUCUUCUAGAAAUUCGUGGAACGACAGCGACAAAGCGGUUGCACUACUUCUGGCAUUGAAGGGCAGUGCUACUGAUGUUAUACAGAGUAUUCCUGUCGCUUCUAGAAACAACUAUGAAGAUGUUAUUGCUGCACUGGAACGUAAGUACGGUGGCGAACAUAAACGAAACAUCUACCUUAUGGAAUUAAGGGGAAGAGUACAGAGGGCAAACCGUAUGAAAAUCGAAACCUUUGUGAAUGGCAUACGUGACCCUGAGAUUAAGUAUGCAACAUAUGCGUCACCAAAAGCAUCAUUUUCCGAAACUGUGUCGUUUGCCCUUGCCCAAGAGACGGCAAGAAUAGUUGUUAAGCCCCAGACCCACAUGAUUCGCCAACUGGAGACCGAAGGUUGCGAACCCAAAUCUCUCGUUAACUCGAUCGAAGACGCCAUGAGGCGGGUAAUAGAAGAGACAAAGUUAGUUGGGAUGACUAAGCCCAGGGUUAGAUGCUACAACUGCGAUAAAGCAGGUCAUAUUGCGCGCGAAUGCAGAGCUAAGCGCAAACGAUCCAGGUCAUCGUCACCACCUCCAACGAAAGAUGGUAGAAGAAUGGCCCAACAGUCCACCAAUGAGUCACAGUUAAACUAAAUC